UCUAAUUCCUACAAAAAUUUUUUUCUCUUCAAUUCAAAAUCUAAUUUCACCUAACUAAAACACAUUAAAUUUUUUGUCCCUUCAGAAUACCUCACUUCCACUGCAUGACCAAGCGCUAACGUCAAAUCCGUACCUCAAGAACACAUCAAUAGGAAGACAGAAUCAUCCUCUUGCAGAGUGACUUAAAAUUCCAUCAGUCUGUGCAACCGGUUAUAAUCAAACCCGUCUAAAUUUUCCGAGGGUUUCUUCAUCACAUCUGAGUAGAAAUACGUGACGGAUAUUGCAACUUUAAAAAACCCCAAAAAUUCGAAACGCUGUAAGUUCACCUGACGCUCUACUCUGAAAGUAGAGUGGUUCAGCGCUCCUUUAAGUCAACCGUACGUGCUUCAAAAUGAAAGGCUACAUCACAUUAUCUAUACUGGGUUUCAUGAGUCACAUCGCUGUAUGUCACGCAGAGGCACUACAAGAAGACCCAGAACACCAGAAUUACCAAGCCCGCAGGAUUAUUAAACCCAUCUUCGACCCGGUGGCACAGCGAGUCGAAGUCACCGGCAAUCAUGCUUUCGUAGCCCCCGGGCCGGGCGACCAGCGCGGUCCUUGCCCAGGGCUCAACGCCAUGGCCAACCACAACUACAUCCCACGCAACGGAGUCGCAACCAUCCAGCAACUCGUAGACGGUUGCAACAAGGCCUACGGGAUGGGGCGCGACCUCGCCUUGGUCCUCGCAGUGUACUCUUGCGUCAUGGCAGGAGACACCACGAAAGAGAGCAUCGGGGGCAACACACCAAAAGUCAUCGGCGGUCCUCUCGGGAUUCCACACGGUCUCUCUUUCAGCCACAACAAGUUCGAAACGGACGCCUCGCCGACCCGCGGGGACCUCUACCAGUUCGGCGACGCCUCGAAAGUCCAGAUGCCCCAGUUCAAACAACUCUACGGGAUGGGAAACAAGUCGACCAACUACAACCUGGACAUCAUCUUUGAUUUCUACGCGAAGCGUCUAGCUCAAAGCAAGAGUGACAAUCCGAAAUUUUUCCACCCUGCCGUCGCGGGGGUCCUUCUCGUCGGUGCGUACAGUUUCAUCUACCGCUUGUUCGCCAACCAUUCCGCGGAACAUUCCGACGGUUUCCUCGAUCAGGAGACCCUCAAGUCCUUCUACGCGAUCUCCGGGGAGGGCGAUAAGAUGACUUACAUGCCUGGCCACGAGCGGAUCCCGAGUAUCUGGUACAAACGCCACUUCACCGACGAAUACACUGUGGUCCAAGCCAAUUUGGACGUUCUCCGAGCGGUCACUAAAUACCCUCAGUUUCUCGAUAUCGGAGGGAACACCGGCUCUAAAAAUUCGUUCAUCGGCGUUGACCCCGCGAAUCUCACGGGCGGUGUCUACACGGCUAAGAACCUUUUGCAGGGGAACAAUCUGGGGUGUUUUAUCAUUCAGGUGUUGCAGCAAGCGAUGCCCGACCUGGUGAAGGGCCUCAUGAAGGCGCUCACCGAUGCUGUCACCACGGUUGUCGGCUCGAUUUUGAACAAUGCCAGCCUUCUCAAGUGCCCGCAGAUAACAAUGUAUGAUAAGUCCCUGUAUUCGGUGUACCCUGGUUACACGGAGCUGUUGCCUGAUGGUACUUACACCGGCCUCUCGCAACUUGUCCGUAUGCUUUGGCCAGGUUUCAGGAGGUUCUAGAGACUCU
Bemisia tabaci is the source of this 1685-nucleotide messenger RNA. RefSeq lists its product as uncharacterized. The record is from RefSeq and is a predicted model, not a curated record. NCBI's taxonomy places the organism in Eukaryota, Metazoa, Arthropoda, Insecta, Hemiptera, Aleyrodidae. Gene Ontology annotation, molecular function: peroxidase activity.